Molecule: messenger RNA, 1538 nt
Organism: Oryzias melastigma (Indian medaka)
Lineage: Eukaryota; Metazoa; Chordata; Actinopteri; Beloniformes; Adrianichthyidae
Gene: qtrt2
Product: queuine tRNA-ribosyltransferase accessory subunit 2
Exons: 9
Coding region: 145-1419 (424 amino acids)
Molecular function (GO): tRNA-guanosine(34) queuine transglycosylase activity
Source: RefSeq, a predicted model, not a curated record
CUCGAAGAAAACGAUUAUCUAGUUCACUAAAUGGAAUUUUAUAUAAACUAAUCAACAUAUUUAUACGUUUUUACAAAGCGUUUCACCUCAGGAGGAUACAACUACUUUGAAUAGCGAAAUAUUUGCAAACAUAGUUGCACGGAGAUGAAGCUGGAGCUUUCCCGCGUGAUACAAGGAGGAGCUCGUUUGGGUGUUCUGCAGGGGAUCGGGAGGACUGGGCAGCUCUCCCUUAAGGUCCCGGGGUGUUUGCUGUACACACACUUUGGCACCGUCCCACAUCUCACCCAGGACACGCUACAAACGAUCAGCAUCCUCCCCUCUGUCACCCAGGUCACUCUGUCUAACAUAGCGGAGCACCAAGAGGUGCUGGAAGAGUUUAAGGAUGGAUUCAAGAAGUUUGCAGGGCUCCACGAUACAGUACUUUACUGCUCACUGCAUGACCCUGCAACACGCAGCCCGACAGGUUAUGCGACCAACAAGACCGUGUCUGUGUGGGGCAGUGGUGGGCGGAUAGAGCUGACAGCAUCUAAGUUCAUGGCUCUCCUGAAGACGGUGAAGCCCGACUGGUAUCAGAGCAUGGCAGACGGAGAGACCUGGCCGGCCAACACGUCUCGAAAAAGGAUCCGGAAGUCUGUGGAUCGAACUCUGGCUUACUUGGAUGAAUGCCUGUUGGUGCACCAGAAAUCCCAGGGCCUGGACGGAGUUGAGCUGUUUGGGGUGGUGGAGGGAGGAGACGUCAUGGAAGAAAGAGUACGCUCAGCUAGGGAGACGGCUAAGAGGCCUGUGGCAGGAUUCUGCCUGGAUGGGCUCCAAACUGGCUCUGUGGACCAGGCUCUGAGGACCCAGCUCAUCACUUCUAUGACCAAGGAGCUGCCUGAGGACAAACCAAGGCUGCUGCAGGGCGUGGGGCGACCUGAUGAAGUGCUGGCAUGCGUGGAGGCAGGCGUGGACUUGUUUGAGGGUUUCUUCCCAUUCCAGGUGACGGAGCGAGGAUGCGCUCUCUGCUUCAAUUACGACGUCUCGCCGGACCCAGAGCGCGCAGGUAGAGCGCCCCAGACAGUGUUGGAGCUGAAUGAAGAAGAGCGCUCAGCGGGGGGCGACACGCAACCAAAAGGCGAUCUCAACUGUGAGGAUCAAACGCAGAUGACGAGCUUUGAAAUGAAUCUGAAAGACAAAAGGUAUGGGGAUGAUUUCAAACCCCUGGUGGAGGGGUGUGGCUGCUACUGCUGCAGGAACCACCAGAGGGCGUAUCUGCACCACCUGCUGGUGACCAAUGAGCUGCUGGCUGGAGUGCUGCUGAUGAUCCACAACAUUACCCACUAUCAGAAUUUCUUCGGUGCCGUGAGAGAAGCUUUAGCCGCCGAUAAAAUGGAUCUCCUGAAGAGACGGGUGCUUGGAGAAAGCAGGAACAGUGACUGAAAUGUUUUAUUGUCUGGAGGAUAAACGCUUUGCAAACUCCAAAAAUCAGUUAUUACAAAUGAAAAAUGUGAAAUCGGUGGUUUUAUUUUAUCGUCAUAAAUAAACGUUUUUUUGCUUCA